GACGGCUGUGAGGUGGGGGCGGCCGCGGAAGGCAGCGGUGCCGGCCGCCGGGGCAGGGUCCGAGAGCUCUGCGCGGCGGGCGUAGGUCUAUGUCGCGGGCGGCGGUGGCGGCGGCGGCCGCGGAGGGACGAUGCGCGAGUACAAAGUGGUGGUGCUGGGCUCGGGCGGGGUCGGCAAAUCCGCCCUGACCGUGCAGUUCGUGACCGGCACCUUCAUCGAGAAAUACGACCCCACCAUCGAGGACUUCUACCGCAAGGAAAUCGAGGUGGACUCGUCGCCGUCGGUGCUGGAGAUCCUGGACACUGCGGGUACCGAGCAGUUCGCGUCCAUGCGGGACCUGUACAUCAAGAACGGCCAGGGCUUCAUCCUCGUCUACAGCCUCGUCAACCAGCAGAGCUUCCAGGACAUCAAGCCCAUGCGGGACCAGAUCAUCCGAGUGAAGCGGUAUGAGAAAGUGCCAGUCAUCUUGGUUGGGAACAAAGUGGACCUGGAAAGUGAGAGAGAAGUGUCAUCCAAUGAAGGCCGAGCCCUUGCUGAAGAGUGGGGCUGCCCCUUUAUGGAGACUUCUGCUAAAAGUAAAACAAUGGUGGACGAACUCUUUGCAGAAAUUGUGAGGCAAAUGAACUAUGCCGCGCAGCCUGACAAAGAUGACCCCUGCUGUUCCGCAUGUAACAUACAAUAGCAUUCAGAAAUGGCUCUCCUGGACAGGAUUUGCCCCAUAUCAUAGGCGAUACAAACGUCGUCUGCUCGACUGCGGAGCUUGCAGGAUGUGUGGUGUGAUCUACAGUGAAAUAGCUGCCCUUAUUCAGAAUUCAGCCGUGAUUGUCAGUUGACAUCUCUGAGUGACAUUUGGGUUCAGUAACUACAGUUUGCACCAUUGUCCUCAGUCUCCUGUGUGCACCUGCGACUUCCAGGCAUAGCCAAUCGAUCUACAGGGUGAUCUCCUUUGAAAGCUGUGAUGGCGCGGUCCCUGCGUUGACAGAAGCAACUAUCGUAUAAAUUAAAAAUAAUCACGAGAGACAACCCAGAAGAAUUCCUGUGACCACAUACAAUUAAAACAUUUUGUCUUCUUAAAAAAAAAAAAAAUAAGUAAAGGAGAAAUAUUUUCCUAUGAGAGUACUGAAUUUUCAGGCAUUGAGAUAGUGCUUCUAACCAAUGUAUUCUAUCAAGUAACAUAAUAACAGCUGACCUGCCAGCAGCAUUACAGGGAGAGAUUCUUUGCUCAGCCGACACAUUUCUGUUUUUUUCAAAAUUGAUGCUUAAUUGUAGAUGUUAUCCUAAUUUGUGACACGGAACUAAUUCAUGCAUCAAUCCUUAGUAGAGCAUAAGUCAGAACAGGUUGUGUAAAACUACAACCUGGUUUUAAAUGUGUUAAAUCACCUGCUUUGCCACAGAAAAUGGAGGCUCUCACAAGGGUUUGAUCCGAAUUACAACCCCAAACCCACCCUCUGUUAACCAAGCAGGUAUGGUCUUGAUUACUUUACUGAACAAGAAGGAAGCAACUGUGAUGCAAAGAGAUUGCCUCGCCUUACUAACAAGAAGCGUUCUGGUAGACUGACUAGUACCAUCAUGUAAGGAAAAUGAAGCCAUGCUGCAGCCACAUGUUCCCGUUUGUAGAACCUCACAGGACAGUACAGAUACCUUGCAUUUUUAUGUUUGUUCAAGCAGCAAAUUCCUUCUUGCCUUUAAGGGCUAUGGUUGUGGUGUGAUUCUUGGCUAACCUGCUUUCAAAAUCAAGUUUGCUGUAGCAGAGCUUUAUUGCAGGCAUUUUAAAAAAUUGAAUAACCAUGUGAAAUAAUUUGGGCUUAAAAGUAGAACGUAAAUUAUAGAGUGGAAGGUAAGGGACAGAAAAACCUUUUAUCUUUAAUUUUCCUGGAGAAUUAUAUGAAGAUUUUCUUAUAACAAUUUUGCUCUGAUUACUGAAGUGGCAAAUAAAGCUAGAGAAUAUUUUGUUUUGAAAA
Messenger RNA from Rhinolophus ferrumequinum (greater horseshoe bat), 1961 nucleotides. It is a transcript of the gene RAP2A, whose product is annotated as RAP2A, member of RAS oncogene family. Gene Ontology annotation, cellular component: plasma membrane. Gene Ontology annotation, molecular function: GDP binding; GTPase activity; GTP binding. NCBI's taxonomy places the organism in Eukaryota, Metazoa, Chordata, Mammalia, Chiroptera, Rhinolophidae. The transcript is spliced from 2 exons. The record is from RefSeq and is a predicted model, not a curated record. Bases 131 to 682 code for a protein of 183 amino acids. Gene Ontology annotation, biological process: Rap protein signal transduction; negative regulation of cell migration.